AUGUCGUGCUCUGCAACCACCGAGUCCACCAUUGCUCCGGGAGAUGCGGACUACGACUUUGCCGUCUCAUUACAAGAUGUCGUGGACAAGUGCGUCAUCCAUCGUCGCCCCCCUGCCGCUCCUUUACCUCAUCUCAGCUGCCAUGCUAGGAUUGAUUGGUCGGACGUCAAGCGCAGGGAGCUUGGUGUCGUGUUCGACAACUUGCGAGUCGUUGGCCUUGGUACAUCGGCAGCUCAACAGCCCACCAUGGGUUCGAUCCUGAAUCCUGUCAACUGGCUCUCUGGGAUACAGCACAUCCGACAUCCAGCCACCCGGGACAUCGUCAAUGGUUUCGAGGGGGUCGUCAAGCCGGGAGAGAUGCUGCUGGUUCUAGGGCGCCCGGGCGCUGGGUGCAGCACGCUGCUGCGUACUCUCGCCAAUCAACGCGCAGACUUCCAUGCCGUCCUGGGAGACGUGCACUACGACUCGUUGACGCCACUUGACAUUUGGAGCCACUGCCGCGGAGAUGUGCAAUACUGUCCUGAGGACGACGUGCACUUCCCGACGCUCACGGUCGAGCAGACCCUGGCGUUCGCGGCACUCACACGCACGCCGAAUGCGCCAAGAGAGUCGAUGUCCAGGGAGAAGAACGUGCAGGUGAUGACCGAUGUGCUCAAGUCUGUCUUUGGCCUGCGGCACGUGAAGGACACCCUGGUGGGCGACGCCUCCAUCCGAGGAGUCUCCGGCGGCGAGAAAAAGCGUGUCUCGAUCAGCGAGACCCUUGCAACUCGGGGUCUCUUGACGUGCUGGGACAACUCCACGCGUGGGCUCGAUUCCUCGACCGCGCUCGAGUUCGUCCGCGCGCUGCGGCGGAUCACCGACCAGACGCGGCUGACGACCGUCGUGUCGAUCUACCAGGCCGGCGAGCCGCUGUACGAGCUGUUCGACAAGGUCUGCGUCAUAUACGAGGGCCGGAUGGCCUACUUCGGCCCGGCGAAUCGCGCACGGCAGUAUUUCGUCGACAUGAGAUACACGCCGGCGCACCGCCAAACCACCGCGGACUUCCUCGUUGCGGUCACGGACCCCAACGGGCGCACGCCACGCCCCGACUCUAUGCUCUCUGUGCCACGAUCGGCGGCCGAGUUCGCGGAGUAUUUCCGCCACUCGGAGUUUGCGGCCCUGAACCGUGCGGACAUGGCUGCGUACCGCACGGCGUGCGUCGGCAAGCCCGAGCGCGCGCGUGCGUACCUGGACAGCGUGCGUGCGGAGCACGUCGGCACCACGAGCUCGGGCAGUCCCUAUCUGCUCUCGAUCCCUGCGCAGGUGAAGACGCUCAUGGUCCGUCGAGUGCAGAUCAUGCGCGGCAACAUGACUGCGGUGUUCAUUGAGCUUGCGUCGUUCAUCAUCCUCGCGCUGAUUGUCGGGACGAUCUACCUGCGCAUGCGGAUGAACACCAGCACGUUCUUCUCGCGCGCGAGUGUGAUCUUCUUCGCGUACGUCUGGUCUGGGCUGUCCACCAUGGCUGAGAUCCCCACCCUGUUUGCACAACGGGCCAUUAUCCUGCGGCAAUACAAGGCGUCGAUGUACCACCCCUUUGUCGAGGCGCUCUCCCUUACGCUGGUAGAUAUACCCAUAACACUCGCUACGAUGAUGCUCUUCUCGGUAAUAUUGUACUUCCUUUCCGGCCUCCAAGAAUCAGCGGGACAGUUUUUCAUUUUCAUGCUUUUUGUUUGCCUUAUGACUAUCACGUUGAAAGCGUUCUUCCGGACUAUCACGGCUGCAUUCACGGACCCUGCGCCAGCGACUGCGGCCGCUGGUAUAUUCAUGCUUUUCUUGGUACUGUACACAGGCUACCCUAUUCCUCUGCCCUCGAUGAUCCGCGCGCUGCGGUGGAUCACGUACAUCAACCCGCUGAAGUACGGGUUUGAAGCGCUCAUGGUAAACGAGUUCUCGACGAUUGAGGCGGAGUGCGAGGAGCUCGUGCCCUCAGGUCUGGGCUACGAGAACAUCGCCCUGGCGCAUCAGGGCUGUGCUGUGGUGGGCUCGACCCCGGGCUCUGCCACUGUCUCGGGCACAGCGUAUGUGGAGCUGGCCUACGGUUUCGCGUACCGCCACCUGUGGCCGAACUUCGGUAUCCUGUGCAUGUUCUGUAUCAUCUUCAUCGUGAGCCUUGUCUUCCUGACGGAAAUCAACACCGGCACGAGCGAAGAGUCGUCGGUCGUCCUCUACAAGCAGGGGACGGCGCCGGAGGACAUCCGGCGCGCUUCUUCGGGCGACGAUGUUGAGAAGGCGGGGACGUACGAGGCCAAGUCUCCGUCUCCGACGGUCAGCGAGAUGAAGAAGCCGCGCGAGCCAUACGUGGACGGCGUUGUCAAGGGGAAUGUGUUCUCCUGGCACAGCCUGUGCUACUCGGUCCCCGUCGCGACUGGAUAUCGACAGCUCCUGGACAACGUCUCUGGGUACGUCGCGCCUGGCAAGCUGACCGCGCUGAUGGGCGAGUCCGGUGCUGGCAAGACAACGUUGCUGAACGUGCUGUCAAGUCGUGUCGCCCAGGGUGCUGUGAGCGGGGACCGUUUUAUGAACGGCCAGAACCUGCCAUUGGACUUCCAGGCGCAAACUGGCUACUGUCAGCAGAUGGACACACAUGUGGCAUCCGCGACCGUCCGCGAAGCCCUUCUCUUCUCUGCCAAGCUGCGCCAGCCUCAGUCGGUUCCUCUGGCCGAGAAGGAAGCCUAUGUUGAGAAGUGCUUACAGAUGUGUGGUCUCGAGGCGUAUGCCGAUGCUAUCGUGGGCACACUCGGCGUAGAACAGCGUAAACGCACCACAGUGGGCGUGGAGCUUGUCGCGAAGCCAUCCCUCAUCUUCCUCGAUGAGCCAACGUCUGGGCUUGACUCGCAGAGCGCCUGGGCGAUUGUGAGCUUCCUCCGAAAGCUUGCCGACAGCGGACAGUCCAUCGUGUGCACCAUCCACCAGCCUUCUGCUGAACUGUUCCAGGUCUUUGACAAGCUCCUUCUCCUCCGCAAGGGCGGCCAGACUGUAUAUUUCGGCGAUCUCGGCCCGCAGUCUUCCACCGUCAUCAACUACUUCGAGAGGAACGGCGCACGACCAUGCGAAAACACUGAGAACCCUGCGGAGUUCAUGCUCGAUGUCGUCGGUGCAGGCGCGACGGCGACGUCGGAGAUUGACUGGAGUGAUGCUUGGAAGCAGUCGCGCGAGGCAAUGGAGCUGCAGAAUGAGCUCGACAUGAUCUACGCACAGGGGCGUUCGCUACCACCCGUCAAAGAAGCGUUUCAGACCGAGUUCGCGACGUCGUGGUGGUACCAGCUGACUACACUGUUCCAGCGGGAUGCACGCAGUCUCUGGCGCGAUCCGACAUACCUCAUCGCAAAAAUGGCGGUCAACAUUCUGUGCGCGCUGAUCAUCGGCUUCACGUACUUCAAGUCGAAGAACACCGUGCAGGGGACCCAAAACCAGCUCUUCUCCAUCUACAUCUCGACGUUCCUCGCUGCACCGCUUGUCGAGCAACUGCAAGUGCCCUUCCUCGACAUGCGCAGCAUUUAUGAGAUCCGUGAACGGCACAGUCGUAUGUACCGUUGGUCUGCGCUCAUCACGUCGCAGCUACUGGUUGAGAUUCCAUGGAACAUCCUUGGCUCUACACUGUUUUUUGUCUGUUGGUACUGGACGGCUGGAUUCCCUACACAUCGCGCGGGAUACACGUACUUGCUAUUCGGCAUCAUCUAUCCUCUCUACUACACGUCAUUCGGCCAGGCAACCGCGGCAAUGGCAUCCAACGCAGAAAUCGCAGCGCUGAUUUUCAACGCGCUAUUCGCCAUCAUGAUUGUCUUCGACGGUGUCCUGCAACCAUUCCGCGAGCUAGGCAAGUGGACAUGGAUGAACCGUGUAUCACCAUCCACGUACUUCGUUGAGGGAUUCCUAGGUCAAGCUGUUGGCAGGUCGGAGAUUAAAUGCUCGUCUGUGGAGUUCGUCAAGAUCAACCCGCCUUCGGGGGAAACAUGCAUGCAGUACUUGUCACAAUACAUCACGCUCAACGGUGGGUAUCUGUCAAAUCCCAACGCCACCAACAUGUGCGAGUACUGCCAAUAUCGCACCACCGACGAGUUCCUCAAGGGCCGGAAUAUCUACUACUCGAAUCAUUGGAAGAACCUGAUCAUCUUCCUCGGGUUCACCGUUUUCAACGUCGUUGCGAUCUAUGUUUUGACUUAUUUCUGUCGGGUACGGUCAGGCUCCCUGACAGAGGGACUGCGGCGGCUUGUCUUGGCGCGUUGGCGAAAGCUGCCCAAUCGCCUAUGA
Postia placenta MAD-698-R-SB12 is the source of this 4290-nucleotide messenger RNA. RefSeq lists its product as hypothetical. Gene Ontology annotation, molecular function: ATP binding; ABC-type transporter activity; ATP hydrolysis activity. Gene Ontology annotation, biological process: transmembrane transport. NCBI's taxonomy places the organism in Eukaryota, Fungi, Basidiomycota, Agaricomycetes, Polyporales, Adustoporiaceae. The record is from RefSeq and is a predicted model, not a curated record. The coding region runs from base 1 to 4290 and encodes 1429 amino acids. The transcript has 21 exons. Gene Ontology annotation, cellular component: membrane.